CCUCCUCUGAUUGGCGGGGGCGUGUCCCCCGGCGGCUAGACACAGCGCAUCACACAUACAGUUGCUGUCAGUGUAGUACAGUAUAAUAGCAGAGCGUACAGGAUGUUUUCCGGUAUGAGGGUGACAGCUGCAGCCAGCAGGGUGCUGCACGGGACGCUGCGGGGCUACAGUAACAUGGCGGCGGCCGGGAGAGGGCUCAUCUUCAGGCAGCUGUUUGAGCCUGUCAGUUGUACAUACACCUAUCUUCUUGCUGAUGAGGCCACCAAGGAGGCUGUUCUCAUCGACCCUGUCCUGGAGACUGCAAAUCGAGAUGCAAAACUCAUCCAGGAUCUUGGCCUGAAAAUGGUCUACGCAGCCAACACUCACUGCCACGCUGAUCACAUCACCGGGACGGGGGUUCUGAAGAAGCUGUUGCCCGGGAGCAAGAGCGUCAUCUCCAAGGACAGUGGCGCACUCGCUGACGUCCACAUUCAGGAAGGAGAUCUCAUCAAAUUUGGGAACUUUUCCCUGGAGGCCCGGGCCACUCCCGGCCACACUGAUGGCUGCCUUACCUAUGUGCUGAAUGACAAAAGUAUGGCCUUCACGGGCGAUGCGCUACUCAUCCGAGGCUGUGGGCGCACUGACUUCCAGCAAGGCUGUCCCAAUACGUUGUAUCAGUCCGUACACAGUAAGAUCUUCACCCUGCCCAACAGCUGCUUCCUGUACCCGGCUCAUGACUACACUGGUCAGACGGUGUCGACUGUAGAGGAGGAGAAACGUCUGAACCCGCGGCUGACCAAGUCUGAGGCAGAGUUUGUGAAGAUCAUGAAUAAUUUGAACCUGCGUAAACCUGCACAGAUAGAGGGCCCAGUCUCCUGCGGAGCCCGUCUAUUCCCCAUGGUCCUUACGGAGUUCCCAGCAUCCACUAGGACGUCAGAGAAAACUCCUUAUACUCCUCUAUUAUGGUCAUAUAGGCCAGAAACCUCGCAGAGGACUACCUCUUCCUAAUCACAACUGCAGGGGCAUUCAACAUGCAGCCCUCCUCUUGCUGUGAAAAUACUCUUCUCAGCAUGCACUGCCACAGUUAUAACAUGCCCUAAAUGCUAAAUUGUGUCAGGGCAUGCUGGGAGUUGUAGUUCCACAGUAGCUGGAGGGCCGACUUUGUAUUGAAUACUACCUGCCCUCUUGCAACUUCACAACAUGAGGCAAUUUGACGUUGAAUUUAAAACUUUCUGUUGGCGAAUCAGUGGUGACACAGGAGCGGUACCAAACAGUACUCUGGAGGUACUGCCAAGUCAGGGAUUAAAGAUUGCAUGCAGUAACUCAUUCACAAUUAUUAGGGCAACAGGAAACCCCCUGUGUUUAUAUGUAUAACUUGCCAUAAAUCCAUAUGCCAGUAAUUAGCUACAGCCGGCAGACAUCUGGUACGGGUUACCCGCCAUGUCUUGCUGCUGCUGUUUUGGUUCAGAAACACUUCUUCAGCCUUUAUGUUCCAGUGUAAGUUCUGAAAGGUCUGACAGACGCCAGAUGAACUCCCUUCUCCGAUAAACUUUACUACAUCUGUUAAAUAUUGGUUUUAAAUGGAUCAUGCAUCUUCUGGACGUAACUAUACUCUACAUCCGUAAAUACCAAACUAAUUAUUUUUAAACAUUA
Messenger RNA from Pseudophryne corroboree (corroboree frog), 1632 nucleotides. It is a transcript of the gene ETHE1, whose product is annotated as ETHE1 persulfide dioxygenase. The transcript is spliced from 7 exons. Gene Ontology annotation, cellular component: mitochondrion. The record is from RefSeq and is a predicted model, not a curated record. Gene Ontology annotation, molecular function: sulfur dioxygenase activity. The coding region runs from base 103 to 987 and encodes 294 amino acids. Lineage: Eukaryota; Metazoa; Chordata; Amphibia; Anura; Myobatrachidae. Gene Ontology annotation, biological process: hydrogen sulfide metabolic process; glutathione metabolic process.